Rattus rattus (black rat) is the source of this 4333-nucleotide messenger RNA. It is a transcript of the gene Agap3, whose product is annotated as ArfGAP with GTPase domain, ankyrin repeat and PH domain 3. Gene Ontology annotation, molecular function: GTP binding; GTPase activity; GTPase activator activity. NCBI's taxonomy places the organism in Eukaryota, Metazoa, Chordata, Mammalia, Rodentia, Muridae. Gene Ontology annotation, cellular component: nucleus. Gene Ontology annotation, biological process: proteasome-mediated ubiquitin-dependent protein catabolic process. The transcript has 17 exons. The record is from RefSeq and is a predicted model, not a curated record. Bases 769 to 3900 code for a protein of 1043 amino acids.
CAACUCAGGCAGGUGAGUACCACAAAUUCUCUUACUGCUUAGGAGUUUCUCCCGGGCACUGAAGUUUACCUUUUGCUUUUUCUGCUGCCCUUUGGCCUAGUCCAAGCAAAACAGUGUCUUCUGAGUUUUAUUAUCUCCAAGGAAAAAGGGGUCCUUAGUCAUCAACAGCAGCUGCUGUAGCAUCAAGCACCUCUCAGCCUUAAAAACAUCAGAGUGGAACUCUGAAAUACGGUUACUUCGUUAAAUUCUCCAGAAGUCUGAAGCUAAGAGAAGACAAAAGAUUUGCUUGUCUCCUGCAGAAUUUGGGCUUCUAACGAAUCUGGUUGGCUCUGGAAUCCUUGGUCUUGGUCCUCCCUCCUUGGAGAAAGAGAAAAUGGUUCACUUUUCUGCAAAAAACGGUGUCUCUUGUUGGGAGUGCUUGAGGACUGUUAUUUAUUUGGCCUGCUCUUAAUGACAACUCCUCACCUACCUGCCCAGUCUUAGGAGGAGCCCUGGCUGGAAUUUCCUGUUUUCUGAGGGCUCCCAGGGGCUGCCCUGCACCGCCGUUCCUGGGUGUUCCAGGCCAGACUUGCUGCCUCUCCUGGUUAGGCUGGCUUCAGGCCCUACCAGGUCUGGGCUUGCAGCCUCAAGUGGAAGAGUCGAGGGACUCUAUCGGCCCGCACCAGGUGCCUAGAGGCCGUUGGUCCGUGCGCCCCGGCCGCGGCCCCGGCCCGGGUCCAGCCCCGCGUCCCUCGCCAUGGGCCUGGCCUUCGCCUGUGGGCCCUGAGCAUGGAGCGGGGCUGGCCGCCCGGGGCAAGCUGCAGCGGGGAGCGGCCGGCCGUCUGCCGCCGCGCCCUCAGUGUCUGCGACUCGCUGGACCUGCACAGCGCCUCGGCCGACCGGACCGCCGCCGCCCUGCAGGCCGCCUUGUGCGCCGCGCACGAACAGCCUGCGCGGCCACGGAGCGUGUGCUCCGGGACUCCGGGGUCGGCGCCCUCUGGUGCGCGCGGCCUACUACUCGGCCUCUUGCGCCCGCGCCACGGCCGUCGGGGCCCUGCGCCCUCAGAACGGCCCGGCUCGCCGCCGCCCAGUCCUGAGCUCAGCCCCGCGCCUACCCGGCGCAGCCGCGGUCCUGGAGAGAGGGCAUCCAGGCCGCGGCCCACCAGCAUGACGUUCCUGGAGGUGAACCGUCUAGAGCUGGCGGCUACGGAGGCGCCGGGCACAGGGCUUGGACGCACGGGAAGCUCGGGCUUCCUGCGAGGAGCGUCGCUGUGGAGUAGCCAGCGCUGGCAGGUGUUCCGUGGUGGUGGCAGCGGCCGCGGCGCAGAGAGUCCCCGGCGCGGGCUGUCCGCGCUCAGGAAGAGCUUUAGCUUCCGUCUGCGCCGCGGCCAGGAGAUCCGGCGCUCCGAGUCCGGGCUUCUUGCCCGGCCACCCCGCACGCGUACCCGCAGCGACGGCGACGCCAGCUCCCUGGGUACCUUCCCCAGUCGCCGAGACUUGCUGGGCACCGAUACCCCGUGCCCACCACCGGAGCCUGGCCGCCCCCGCGCCGCCGCCAGCCUCUGGAAGCUGCUCACCAGCCGCUUCCGCCGGAGGGAGCCCGCGCCCGCAGCGCCGCUGUGGAGCCGCCGGGCAGCCCCAGCCCCAGGAUUCCUGGGCGCGCACAGCGACUCAUUUGUGAACAGCCAGGAGUGGACCCUGAGCCGCUCUGUGCCGGAGCUUAAAGUGGGCAUAGUGGGGAACCUGUCUAGUGGGAAAUCCGCCUUGGUUCACCGGUAUCUGACAGGGACCUACGUCCAGGAAGAGUCCCCUGAAGGGGGUCGGUUUAAAAAGGAGAUUGUGGUGGAUGGCCAGAGUUACCUGCUGCUGAUCCGAGAUGAAGGAGGCCCCCCUGAGCUCCAGUUUGCUGCCUGGGUGGAUGCGGUGGUGUUUGUGUUCAGCCUGGAGGAUGAAAUCAGCUUCCAGACAGUGUACAACUACUUCCUGCGUCUCUGCAGCUUCCGGAAUGCCAGCGAGGUGCCCAUGGUGCUGGUGGGCACGCAGGAUGCUAUCAGUGCUGCCAAUCCCCGGGUCAUUGAUGACAGCAGGGCCCGCAAGCUGUCCACAGACCUGAAGCGCUGUACCUACUAUGAGACAUGCGCAACCUAUGGGCUCAAUGUGGAGCGAGUCUUCCAGGACGUGGCCCAGAAAGUGGUAGCCUUGCGGAAGAAGCAGCAGCUGGCCAUCGGGCCCUGCAAGUCCCUGCCCAACUCACCCAGCCACUCGGCCGUGUCUGCUGCCUCCAUCCCAGCUGUGCACAUCAAUCAGGCCACGAACGGCGGCGGCAGCGCCUUCAGCGACUACUCCUCCUCAGUCCCCUCCACCCCUAGCAUCAGUCAGCGGGAGCUGCGCAUCGAGACCAUCGCUGCCUCUUCCACCCCCACGCCCAUCCGCAAGCAGUCCAAGCGGCGCUCUAACAUCUUCACGUCUCGAAAAGGUGCUGACCCGGACAGGGAGAAGAAAGCUGCAGAGUGUAAAGUGGACAGCAUUGGGAGCGGCCGGGCCAUCCCUAUCAAGCAGGGGAUCCUGCUGAAAAGGAGCGGCAAAUCCUUGAACAAGGAGUGGAAAAAGAAGUAUGUGACACUGUGUGACAACGGGCUGCUUACUUACCACCCCAGCCUGCACGAUUACAUGCAGAACAUCCACGGCAAAGAGAUCGACCUCCCGCGGACCACAGUCAAAGUACCAGGGAAGCGCCUGCCCCGAGCCACGCCCUCCACAGCCCCGGGCACCAGUCCCCGUGGUGCCAACGGGUUGGCCCUGGAGCGGAGUAACACACAGCUGGGUGGUACCACAGGUGAGGCGGCUGCUGUGGUGGGGAGCGGCUGCUGUGGUGGGGAGUCCUGGGCUGGCUCUCGCCCUGAGGGGUUGCACCAGCGCUCCUGUUCCAUUUCCAGCACUGACCAGUGGAGUGAGGCAGCUGCCCUGCCUGCCAGCGUGCAGCGUCCUGAGACAGAGGAGUCCUUUGAAUUUGUGGUGGUGUCCCUCACUGGUCAGACCUGGCACUUCGAGGCGUCAACAGCGGAAGAGCGGGAACUGUGGGUGCAGAGCGUACAGGCCCAAAUCCUCGCCAGCCUCCAGGGGUGUCGCAGCGCCAAGGACAAGACCCGGCUGGGGAACCAGAGCACAGCCCUGGCUGUGCAGACCGUCCGCACAGCCCGUGGCAAUAGCUUCUGUGUUGACUGCGAAGCUCCCAAUCCAGACUGGGCCAGCCUGAAUCUGGGUGCCCUGAUGUGUAUCGAGUGUUCAGGGAUCCACCGACACCUGGGAGCUCACCUGUCCCGAGUCCGCUCCCUGGACCUUGAUGACUGGCCACCCGAACUGCUAGCUGUCAUGACCGCAAUGGGCAAUGCCUUGGCUAACAGUGUCUGGGAGGGGGCUCUGGAUGGCUACUCGAAGCCAGGCCCAGAAGCCUGCAGAGAGGAGAAGGAACGCUGGAUCCGGGCCAAGUAUGAACAGAAGCUCUUCCUGGCCCCGCUGCCGAGCUCGGAUGUGCCGCUGGGGCAGCAGUUACUCCGGGCCGUGGUGGAGGAUGACCUGCGGCUGCUGGUGAUGCUGCUGGCCCAUGGCUCCAAGGAGGAGGUGAACGAGACCUACGGGGAUGGCGAUGGCAGGACAGCCCUGCACCUGUCCAGCGCCAUGGCCAACGUGGUUUUCACACAGCUGCUCAUCUGGUACGGGGUGGACGUGAGGAGCCGUGAUGCCCGAGGCCUCACCCCACUGGCCUAUGCCCGCCGUGCCGGCAGCCAGGAGUGUGCAGACAUCUUGAUCCAGCAUGGGUGCCCCGGGGAGGGCUGUGGGUUGGCACCCACUCCCAACAGAGAGCCUGCCAACGGUACCAACCCUUCUGCAGAACUGCACCGCAGCCCUAGUAUCCUAUGAAGCUCAGGAAGAGGCCAGAGGGACCAGAAGGACUCCACAGCCUGGAGGAGACAUGGCGAAGCAGGGGUGCAGAGAAGAGGGGUGACGAGGGCGCAGGGAUGAAGAGGUCUGUGAUUAAGCAGCAGCAGAGCAGGGUCUGUCGUUCAGCCCUCUGCCCUGUGGUGCCAUUAAAGGACAGAACCCUUUGGAGGUGCCUGUGAGGAGAGGGGGGCAGGACCUCUCCCUCCUCCAGAACCCUGCCUCCUCAGGACACCUCCCACAGUCCUCCCUGCAGUGGACAGGGACACAGGACACAAGAUGGGGUGCCAGAUGAAAGAAAGACAAGGGGCGAUCUGUGAGUCCCAUGUAAAACUUGUACAUUGGAAUAUUUAUGUUCGUGUAUAUACGUGGUGUGUGUGUAUGAUGAGCCAAUAAACCAGGCUGUAUGUGUGGC